This is a messenger RNA of Hyla sarda, 805 nucleotides long. Its product is annotated as cornifelin homolog. The record is from RefSeq and is a predicted model, not a curated record. The coding region runs from base 120 to 761 and encodes 213 amino acids. Lineage: Eukaryota; Metazoa; Chordata; Amphibia; Anura; Hylidae. The transcript has 5 exons.
GGCAACUGGACCACUCUUCCUCUAUACAAGUCGACUACAUUUGGGCCAUUAAAAUGAAUAGGGCCCGCUAUUGUAAGCCACAGUAGCCGACAGUUACCUGGGACGUACGGCAUAGGCAAAUGGGAGCUGACGACAAGAUAAAAAUGCAGGUUCCGUCUGCUGUGCCAGUCCAGAUACCCGUCACUCCUAACCAUCUACCGGCAGCUGUGCCCAUGCAGAUAGCCACAUUGACUCCCACUGUACCCAUAGCUCUCCCUGUGACACCAGUUAUCGCCCAGCCUCUGCCGCAGCCCCUGCAGCCUCCCCAAGUUGUCCUAAAUGUGCAGACCGCUCCACAGGCCUUCAACCCGAUGGGCAUGUCUUAUGGGCCUUAUGGAGGGCCCAUGGGAGCUAUGGGUGGGCCUAUGGGAUUGGGACCUAUAUCUUGGAGCACCGGACUCUUCGGGUGUUGUGAUGACAUACCAAUCUGCAUCUUGGGCUGCCUCUGCCCGGCCUUCCUGCCAUGUUACUUGUCUACAAUGUUCGGUGAGAUGUGUUGCUUUGGUAUGCUGCCGGGCGCCAUGUUUGCACUAAGAACUGGAGUACGAGAACGAUAUAAGAUCCCGGGAGACCUCUUGAACGAUUACUGUGCCAUCUGCUGCUGCCUGGUGUGUGCGCUCUGUCAGAUGGCACGAGAAAUAAAAGGAAGAGAUUGGCACGGUUCCACACUCCCUAUGCCUCAGCCUCACCUUCAUGUCAACUUUGGCCGCCAUCGGCGGUGACGUCACUUUACUAUCUCUGAUAUUUAUUUAUAUAUUUAUUUAAC